Molecule: messenger RNA, 4662 nt
Organism: Vespula pensylvanica (western yellowjacket)
Lineage: Eukaryota; Metazoa; Arthropoda; Insecta; Hymenoptera; Vespidae
Product: rho GTPase-activating protein 20-like
Exons: 12
Coding region: 956-4564 (1202 amino acids)
Biological process (GO): signal transduction; regulation of Rho protein signal transduction
Molecular function (GO): GTPase activator activity; guanyl-nucleotide exchange factor activity
Source: RefSeq, a predicted model, not a curated record
AUUGGUAUUAAUUGAUUAGUUAAAAAGUAUCUUCGUACUUUGCAAUACUUAUAAAGUAUUAUUAACUUUCGACUAUCACUUUUAACCUAAAAGGACAGAUACGUAGUUAGAAAGCGCAGUUAGAAUUUGUUAUUAUAUACAAAUAAUGAAUCCAAAUUCCCUUUCCCCAUUGCCAAAGAAUACUAUAAUAAUCUUUCGGAUAGCAACGUAAUAGAUCAUGCGUAAUAUAAAAUGUAUAUUAUGAUCGAACGUCGCAAUUAAUCGAAGAAUCGAAAGAGAUUGUAGAAACUGUGUAUGUACGUAUAUAUACACACAUAGUAAGUAGGCUUUCUCGAAAAAAAAAAAUUUGUCCAUGGCGGCGUAAAAAACUUUGAAAAUAGUGAAACAGUUAUCGGAUGAUCAGUCGUUCUUGAGAAAGGAUACGAAAGAAGGCAGGAAGAAAGGAAGGAAGGUAGAGAGAAGGAGUGAGUAACGUGGUAGGAGGUUGGUCGCGAUUGAAUUUCAGUCGAAGCGCGCCAGGCAGAGCGAACGUGGGUCUCGACUGGGCUAGUCUUCUUUUUUUCGUGUUCUAUUCUAUCUCUUUCACUGCGACUGCGCACGAGGAGAGCGCGAGUUUGCUGCUCGGCCUCGGUAAGCGCGUGUUACGUCGCGCGCGCGCGCGCGCUCGCGCGUUCUCUCGAUUCUCUCCGUGCGUUCGCGUUUCAUACCGAACAGCGUGCGGUAUCUCUCCUGCAUCUUCCUUGUGAUAUUCCGGACGACGAAUAGAAAAGAAAGAUAAAGGAAAAUAAGUGAAACUGGUGCGGUGUUGUGAGGUGUAAUGUGUUGUGUUCGUUACUCGAGAUGGAUGCGUUUCGAGAAGCGAACGAGAGCGUGUCUCGUACAAAGAAUUCGUUGGUGUGAUCGUCUAGGAACAAUUUUGAUUACGAGAAGAAAAGAGAAGCCAAGUUAAGCGAGAAUGGAAUUUGGUGGUUACAAAGGGACCGGAUCACGCGUCAGGAUGCGUCGACGUGCAGAAUUGGGAAGACGUUUAACAAGGAGACUCUCAUUGGUCGCAAAAAUGCCGGCUGCCAUUCUUAACAGAGCAAAUCCGCCCGAACUUAGAUCAAUCGAGAUCACUGCAAUCGCACCCGACAAGACUCAACUCGCGCUAUCUGCCUCGUCUCCGGGAGCUAUAUCUCCUGUGGUUGCACCCGUUCUUUUGAAGUACCGAGUAUGCAAGCCAAGAUUAUUGCUCGCUGGUUCGAGAGCUGAAAUCGAUCCUGCAGCCGAUGUUGCACUCCUUCAUGGAGAAAUUUUGCUGAUCGAAGAUGCAGCAAGACAAUACGAUCCACGAGGUGAUAUCGAUCGAAGGUAUAGAGCAACGGAGAAACUUUUACACGCAGAGGAAGACUAUCGAGAGACGUUGUGUAGCGCGAAAGAACUCUACGCCCGACCACUCGCUCGAACUUAUCCCGAAUUUCACGACGUCAUUUUCCAACCACUUGCCGAUCUUUCAAGAGUCAGUAGUGAACACUGUCAAAGGAUACACAAAGUACUUGAGAAUUGGGAUGCCAGUACUUUCAAACAGAGUGACUUAUUUCCAAAUUCUUUCUGGAAGUCUUAUUGGGAAUAUCUGGAGAGCUAUAGCGAGGCUAGAAGAACCCUGGAGGAAUUGAAAGCUUCUGAGGACACUCUGCUACAUUUUCUUACUUUGAGACAAGCUGCUGCGAGACAUUCGCCAUUGUCUUUACUUCUUCUACCGGUCCAAAGGUUAGCUGAAUAUGAAAGGUAUCUCGGACAAGAAGCGAGAAAUUUGUCAGAGAACGGAAACGGAACUGUCGGAAGUGGUUCCGUCUUACAACGUGGCCAACUCGAGGGUGACCUUCAUCGUAUCCAAGAGCUCUUUCCCGGUGACAAUUUGCGACUGCAUGAACGAGAUGUCCUUACCACGAAAAUGAAGAGUCUGAUUCGUAAGAGGAACGGUACAAAUCCAGGCAGAUUAACUAGAGUGUUGUCCCAAAAAUCUCUAAAUGUUUCAAAUAAUUCACCGCCCUCGAAGUCACCACCUAGAACAUUUCUUUUGGAAACACCGGUACAAUUUACAACGGGUAUGCAAUCACAAGAAAGACAUCUUUUCCUGUUCUCCGACCUCCUGCUGAUCGCGAAAGCACGAAGCGGAGGAAACUUCAAGUUGAAACAAUCCGUGAGGAUGAGCGAACUCUGGCUCACCGCCGGUCAUAUAGAUGACGUAGCGGAAACGAGCAAAUCUCAGGAAACCAGCUUCGUACUUGGCUGGCCAACGACGAACGUCGUGGCUACCUUCAUGACCGCAGCGGCAAGAGAUCUUUGGUGGGGUCGUCUUACCGAGCUUGUACGAGAGGAAAGCAUGAAGGAACCACCGGAUACGAACAUUCAAGUCGUGUAUCACGACAGCGACACGAACACGGAAUACUGUAAAACGAUAAUGGUUGGAUCCGAAAUGACGGCGGCAGCUUGUGUGAACUUGGCGACUAGACUGUUGGAUCUUCAAGGACCGUUUCAACUUUGGGCCAGAACGUCGUCGGACGAGGCGCCGUAUCCUUUGAUCGGUCACGAAAGACCGUUCGCCGUGAAAAUGUCGAAUCUACGACAUACCUUAUCGGCCGAGGAAGGUUUCGACUUGGAACAUUGUAAUAAAUCUGGUCAUGACACUUGUCACUUUAUUCUCCGACCUGUAUCGAAGUCACCGAUAAAGAAGAACAAGUCGAAGAUCACGGGUCUGUUGAGAAGAUCGCUUUCCUUAAAUCCCAGCAUUUUCGGUGUCAAUUUAUCGAGGUUGGACGAAAACGGAUUACCAAAGCCCGUCUUGGUCAUGCUUCAGCAACUCUUCGCGAAGGGACCAUUCACACAAGGUAUCUUCCGAAAGUCGGCGAAUGUACGAAUCGUACGAGAGUUGCGUGACCAAAUCGAGUCUACCGGUGAUCCGAGUUGUUUGGAAGCCGCACCGAUCAUAGCUGUGGCAGCUUUAUUGAAGGAUUUUCUUCGAUCUUUACCCGACCCACUUUUAACUUCUCAUCUAUUUCCUCUUUGGAUGGACAGUCUGGAAACACCAAAUCCUGUUCACACUAUUAAGAAUACUCUUGAUAGGUUGCCUAAAGCGAAUUAUACGUUGCUCUCGCAUUUGAUAUGCGUGUUGCAUCACAUAGCUAGGAGGUCGAAACACAAUUUGAUGUGCGCCAGUAAUCUCGGCGUUUGUUGUGGUCCGAGCCUUCUCUGGUCGCCAAAUCCUUCGGUAAAUCAAGGUAGGGCGAUUCCUACGUUGACGGAGAUGCUGAUUCGUCAUUGCGAGGUUCUGUUCGGUGAAGGUGUCACGCAACUUCUCGGUGAGGAACGUAGCGACAGUGGGGCCGAAGAAAGCACGGACAGCCUGCACUCAGGUGGGCUUUCUUUGGACAGUCUGGAUCUAACGGAACCUCCACGCAAAGAUCAUAUGUCCCUUUCUCGUGAUUCGGGCUUGACACUAUCCGAUUGUCAGCUCUUCAUCCCGGAGUCACCAGUCGGUUCGGAAGAUUCCGCUGUAAACGCGACGUCAUCGAGCUACGACAAGCCUUUGUUGAAAGAAGAUAACAAGUCUUAUGGAAAAACUUACAUCCGUGUUUAUAGCGGCUGGGAAGAAAGAAUGAAUUAUGCAGCAAAUGGGGGUCACCAUCAUUCGAAUAACGUGGAACAUAUUUUUAGAGAAGAAAGGAACAACGUGGGUUACCCAAAUCCAAACUUUCAACGGCAAGACUGGCUUAGAGCUCAGUUAAAAAGAACGCCGAGAUCUAAGCUGGAUGAGCACGAACACCGCAAGGAGAGAUACGAUGAGAAAGACAUAUACGGUAGAGAUUACCUCAGACAAGAUUCCAUGAAAGAGAAUGUAGAAAAUUGUAAGGAUAUUUAUAGGACUUCUCAGUUGGACAUAUCUCGUGAACUUAGAACCGAAUACGAAAGAACGUCGCAGCAGGAGAUCUGUAAGGAGAGAGUUUCCGAUCAGGAUCUAUCAAGUGACACAUCCUUAUCGAACGAUCGGUAUGAAUUCAAGAAAGAGCAUUUCGGUGAAUUUAAAAAAGUCAAUUCGGAAAUCUAUGUAAAUCGUGAUUCACCGGUGUCGCAUAACGGCAGCUACCAUUCCAACGGCGAUCUCUAUGAAUUCAAGAAAGUCAAGAGCGAGAUUUACGUGAACAAGGAGAGUACUCGUACCGAAAGAUACGAGUCGGAUAGCAGUAUAUAUGGUAAUAGGGAGAGAGUGAACGAACUUUACGGAUCAUCCCGAGAAAGAAACGAUCUUUACUCGUUUAAACAGGCUGAGGCUAUCGAUUUGUAUGGUGAUGAAGACGAAGAUGAAGAGAGAAUUUGGCCGGAUACGCCACCACCUUUGCCACCGAGACUCAGGCACUUACCACCGGUUCACAUGAAUCUUGAGGAUAGACACAAGGUUGCCGGUAGAUCCAGAUCUUUACCACCACCUCCACCCUAUCGACCACCACCUCAACCUCGUGCACCGAUCACUACCAGGCAUAUGGGAUAUGGAAGAUCCGUCGUAGAUGAUGAAAGUUACGUUUGAAAGGGGAAUCUCUUGAAAAACUCCUCUUUUGAUAAAUAAUCCGACAGUAAAAUUAGUUUUGUUAAAAAAUGUUUUUUUCUCUUUCUUUUUUUUCUUUU